Molecule: messenger RNA, 9539 nt
Organism: Manduca sexta (tobacco hornworm)
Lineage: Eukaryota; Metazoa; Arthropoda; Insecta; Lepidoptera; Sphingidae
Gene: REPTOR
Exons: 6
Coding region: 630-2207 (525 amino acids)
Biological process (GO): response to unfolded protein; regulation of transcription by RNA polymerase II
Cellular component (GO): nucleus
Molecular function (GO): RNA polymerase II transcription regulatory region sequence-specific DNA binding; DNA-binding transcription factor activity, RNA polymerase II-specific
Source: RefSeq, a predicted model, not a curated record
AAGUUCUUCCUGUUCCGCCUAGCCAAUUCAGAUCGUGAAAUAUAUGUGUCUCUUUUUUUCUACACGUUUUUGUAUUAAUUGUCUCACUCCAAUGACCUUUGGUUUUGCGGAAUAAUAAUAAUAAAAUCUUUGUUUACUUCGACUAUCUCGAGCAAAAUAUGUUUUUGUUAUUGUGUGUGAUAAUACUUUCGAUUUGUUUUGACAAAAAUCAAACUUCUCUUUCUAAGUUGCACAUUAUUGUGUAAAACAGUUUCAUAUAAGCAGAGUGGUGUUCCGAGGUACAAUUAAUAAUAAACAGUGAGAAAACUAUUGUUUGUCUAUAUACGAUACAUAUUAUUGAAAGUCAUUGUGAUUAAUCCAAGUGAUGAAUUUUAUUUGAUUUGUGUUCUUUCGAGUUAUGUAAUCGGACCAGAGAAUAAUGUUAUCUAGUUGCAACUGCAAUAAAAAUUAAAAUAGUGAUAAUGAAUAGAGUUAUUGUGUGUAAUAUCGAUGAUUAAAUUUAAAUAUAAGCAAAAUAUUGACACGUGGGUUUCGUUGUGAAUUAAUCGAUAAAGUCUCAAGGCGCGUGCGCUAGUCUAUCAACAAGACUAUUUAUUAUACGUCAAGGUCACUCGACGCAAACACGUGCAAUGUCGGAUUCUAUUUACACAAAUGACUUUCUACUCGAGCCAGGCGUAGAUAUAAAACAGGAGUCCCCUUUUGAGUUGGGCUCUAUGACCGCCUCGGUGCCAAUCCCUCAACGGCGCGCCGAUCUCGGCGACUUCAAUACAGACUUGGACCUCUGCCUCCAGGACAACCUGACAGGCUCCUUCCACAAUGUACCAACUAUGCAGUACAACAAGUUCGAAAGCGACACAUCCUCCAAAAUGGACACAUUUAAAAUGGAUGAUGAUGAUAUAUUUCAAGUGGACAAAGCUGACUUAAUUCUUGGGCCAACUUUAGCAGAAUUGAAUGCAAACCCAGAUACACUUCUAGAUGAUUUAAAUUUCGAUGAUUUGCUUCUGCCAGAAGAGAGUGGGUAUUGUGUGCAAAUAGGUGGGGCUAUGAGUGGCUCCCGUGGCAUGAAUAAUGUACAGAUAAACAAUACAAUACCUGCAGAUAGCCCAUGCAGUCCCUAUGGCAGAGCCCAGCUUGCAUUCUCUCCUGCAAGUCAACACAGCUCUGCUUCUUCUAGCUUUGCCCAGCCUGUGAAUCAAUUACCAGAAUUAUUGCUACGAAUGGAUGGUUAUAGCGGUGAAAUUGCACUGGGACAAUCAGUUCCUGCAUCAACAGUUUUGCCACCAUAUCCUAUUAGUGUAAAGCCACAACACACACAACUGUCUUCAUCAGCUCCCACUCACCUCACUAUGGAACAGAUAUGGCAGCGUCGUGAGCCACGUAAACAUCUUCUAUCUACAAGUUCUCUGGCAGAGGCGGGAUCUGCAUCGUCUCUUUCUGGUGGCUUAUUGAGUCCUGGUACAGGAGAGUUCUCCCAGGAUGAGGAUGAUAGAGAUGUAGAAUCUGAUGAUGACAGUGACCGUUAUGAAGAUCUUUCUUCAGAUGAUUCCAAUGAUGAAUCAGAGACAAAGCAAGCACGGAUGAAUGCCAAAAAAGAAAGAUUUUUCUGGCAAUACAAUGUUCAAGCCAAAGGACCCAAGGGUCAGCGGUUGGUUUUGAACAAGAAAUCAGAGGAUCCACAUAUUUUAAAUUCAGUCACAGAUCCCGUAUUCAGCCCAAGUUGUAGUGUUAGGGGCAUAAAACACAGUGGCAAAGCAAGGAAAGGUGAUGGAAAUGAUUUGACUCCAAACCCAAGGAAAUUAUAUUUGAUAGGUAAAGAGUUGGACAAUUUGGGAAAAGUAAUAAAUGAUAUGAUACCUGUCAGUGAGCUGCCUUUCAAUAUAAGGCCAAAAACAAGAAAAGAGAAAAAUAAAUUGGCUUCACGUGCUUGUAGAUUAAAGAAGAAAGCACAACAUGAGGCCAAUAAAAUAAAAUUACAUGGUUUAGAACAAGAACACAAGCGACUUUUACAUGGUAUUAAACAAAUGAAACACAUUAUUAGUAACAGGAUGACUAAUUCACAAAAUGAUGUUGAUUGGAAUUCCCAUAUAAAUAAUGUCGUCAAAACAGCAACAGAGGUAAAUAUAGCUGGAAAGACAUCGGAGUUUGUUAAUAAAAUCUUGGACAAUGUCAAAUCGGGUCAAAAUAAUGGCGGCAUAAAUGAUAUUUAAGGUAAAACAAAAUAAAUUACAGAUGUGAAUAUAAAAACGAAAGGCUGUUCUAUGUACCUCCAAAGUUAUUUAGAGAAAAGAGUUUUAUGUUACGUCUUAUGAAAGCUUAAUUGUCCAAGACAAUUUUAUUUUUGUAUGGUAAUAUAGAAUUAGUCACUAGACGCUUAACUGAAGCAACCAUAAUAUUUUGUAAGGAAAUCGAUUAAAGUUUUUAUCUUAUAUAUGUUACAGUUAAAACCCUUUUUAAGUUACAACUAGAGAAAACGCAUUGUUUCUGAGAAAGGGUUUUAACUGUAACAUAUAGAUGAUAAUACCAUAAAUAGAUUUAAGUCAUAUUCUGUUUAAAAUGUAGGCGUUCAAUAGAAUUACACUACACGAAACAAAAAUUAAAUAAUGAUGUGACAUCAAUAUAUUACCCACAUUGAAUGUGUAUACAGAUUACAGACUACCAUCGGCUUAAUCGUAUAUCGCGGGAUCGAAAUAAAUAGAUAAUAAGAUACUAUAUUUAAUGUUAUGAGUAAACCACAUAACUUCCAAAUUUAAUAUUGUAAUACAAUGUUUGAAAUUCUUUAUUACUGUAAUCGAAAUUGCCUAAUCAAUAAUGAUUAUUUUUUAGAAUACUAGGCCAGCAUUUAUUGUAGGCGAUUAUGUAAUAUUAUAUUCUCAUAAGCAAUAUAUUUAAAAGCCUCGGUAAUCGGCAGCGUGCUAAACGAAGUUUCUACAUGUUACCUUUAUAUAAAAAGCAAUUUAAUUGGGAUUUAUUAUUAAAAAUGCUUAUUAUGAUAUAAUAAAAAGUUAAUUUACCAAGUAAAUUUUUAUUUAAUGGCACUGUGAUCGUGUAAUGAAGCCAUUAUAAAAAACGAAGUAACAUACCGUCAUUGUUUGCGUAAAAUGGAUAAAAAGUUAUAUCUUUUUGAAUGUUUCUUAUAUAGCAAUUGAAACCAAUCGACAAAUUGGAAAUGUGUGAAAUAAGUUUACAAAUUAGUCAUCAAAAUCUACUAAAUUCGAAUUUUUCUUUAAAUGUUGCUAUGGAGCAUUGAUAUUUCAAUAUUUUUUUAUUACAAUUUAUUAUACUUGAAAAUAUUGAUAAAGGAAGGUGUGCCAUUUUUUUUGAAACAAAUGUUCCAAACAGUCCCGAGGCUAGGGUUAUCACUUUUAUUAGGUAUAACUAGUUUUUGCUUGCGGUUCGUUUAUUGAAUAGUGAAAACAUUAUAAAAAAAAUAUAUAAUAAAAUCUUAUUGCGAACUUGCAUUUCUAUAAUCGCGUAUAGUUUUCGCUUUAUCCGAAACCAUGGUUUUACACGCGGAGUCUUGGGCAUAUAGCAGUACUGUCUAUUUUGAAGGUUCAUAUUAUUAAUAAGCUUUAUCGCCCGUAUGCAUACAUAUUAUUAGAGUUCUGAAUUAGUGAUAUUUAUACAAAUAUAAUUGCCUAAAUAUAAUAUAUUUUAUAUAAGUCAGUUUUAUAAUAUUUCCAAAUAAUUACCGCAUUAGAUUUAUAUUUUUAAUUGCCAUUAUUAAUAUAAGAUCCAUUCAUACAGCAUGAUCUGCAUCAUAUUAGUAGUUGAGAAAUAGGAUAUACUUAUUGUAGAACUUAUGCUAUAGGCUAUAAAUGUGUUAUUUUGUAAUACCCUAGUUGUGCACCUCAUUUUAUAUUGUGGUCCGUGCACAAAAGCUAGUCACAUCCUGAGGUAUACGAGCGACAAGGGAGGCGGCUGUGUCAUUUGGACCUUGUGCAAAAAUGGUCAUACCCAAAAAGUAGUCAAAAUUCAAAUAUUUAUUGUAAACUAUCAAAAAUAACAUAUAUUAUUUGGUGAUUUUAUUCUAGUAAUGUAAUUCAGUUCUAACCCCAUGAAGGAAUAAAAAUAUGUUUCUAUUGCAUACAUAACAAAUCAUUAUCAACAUUUUGAAAGAAUUACUUUGUAUAGUUAGAUUGCCAGUUUCUAGGUAGGAUCAUUUCUGCGAACUCGGUCCAUUUAUUAGCUCUCAUGGUAUUCUGUCGUCCCGUCUUUCUGGGGUUAAUAUUACAUCUAUUACUAGAUAUGUAUAAGAGAAUGAAAUUCUGAAACAUUACUAAUAUUUAUUCUAUUAGAAAUUGUUUGAUAAUUACAUUCUAUUAUAAAAAAAAAAAUAUUUUCCUAAUUGCGAUUGGUUCAACGAACAAACAUACCAUCUGCCGCACCCUUCGCUUAGGUUGGAUUGCGCGUCUAUUUUUAAAAGUUGGUAAUUGAGCGGUGAAGUGGAAAGGAUUUAAAUAAUAUUUUAUAUAUACAUCAAUAUCCCAAAUACUUUUUAACUGGCUCCAAAGAAGGUCUAUUCGUCAUAUUUUUUCUAUUUUACUUUGUUCAGCGAUAAUUGUAACCCUGUAGGCCGAUUAUGAUUAUUUUUGUGUUCGAUUUCGCAUACGUUCGGAAUGGUCCCUUUUUAAUUUCAUUGGUAUAGGACCUAGGACUUUGAAGAUGCAGCGGGAUACUGCUCAAAAUAAUAACGACUUUCAUUAUUCUUGGGUCCAAAACAGCUUCGAGAUACUCCUUUUAUUAACAAAAAAGAAAAAAAUAUAAACCUGUUAAUAUAAAAAUAACGACUCAACAAAUCACUAUAGUACAAAAAUAAUUGAACUGUAUAUGUAUAUGGAUUUAUAAAAAAAUACUAAAACACAAGCAAUGUUAUUUAUUCUUCGAUUCGUGUUUUUAUAUUUAUAUGCACACAAUUUAUUUUUUGAGUCGGGUGUAAUUUUAUGCUAGCUAUAUGAAGUUAAAACUCGAAUAAAUAUUCAAUUCAAAUUAGGCACCUUUGCAGACAUAAAAAUACGAAUUGGGACGAAGAUAAUAACACUGGAUAAAAAAAAUAUAUGUUAUUAAUCCUCAUGUAAAGUUUUUGGAUUGUAGUGGUUUUCGGGGUCAGUUGUUUUUCGUUAAAAAGUUUUUAUAAUGGUUCCUUUUGUUUCCGAAAUUGUUAGUAAUUUAAUAUAUUUAUUAUUUUAAUAAUAAUGGUGUAUGUUAUAGGGUAAUAUACAUACCUAAUUACAUUUUUUUUUGUUAUCGUCUCUAAUGAAGUUUUUAAUGGAGUCCAGGUCAUACUAAUCUACAUGGUAUUGUAUUGAAGUUUAAUAAAUUAUAAUCAGUGCAGACUAGCUUAGCUAGAUUUUAGCAAGUGAGUAUAAAUAGAUAUAUAAGGUAUAUGUUAAGAUUUAACAAAGUUAAGUUUUUAACGUAAAGUGGGUUUGAGACAUUUAUUAAUAUUUAUAACAUGCAUAGUUUAUUGUAAAAUAUGUUUGCUUGUUAGGUUUUAAAAUUUGAUGAACAACUUGAUUUUUUUAAUAUACUUUGUGUUUUGUGUCUAGUCGUAAAUUUAUUACAAUUAAAAAUAAUUAUAAGUAUAUAUUUCCUUUUAUGAAUUUCUUGGAAAGCCUAAUACUCUGGCCGAUGUGGAAAAAUUCAAAGCAUAGCAUUAUUGGAUACUUAUAUUAAAAAGAAUGAUUAUAUUUAACAUAACAUGAAUAUUGCGUACAUUUACAACAUUUUCUGUAGUAGUAGGCAUCAGGGAGCGACCGACAUACGCCGAAUUUUUAUUAAUACAAAAGGUAAAGCUUGACGAAAUUUUAAUUUGUUUUUGGGAUAAAAUAUAACAAAUGUUAAAAAUUUGUGCAAUGGAUUGUGCUACUGAUUCUCGACAAACUAAUCUCGGGUUUGUAAUAUACUAAAAAUAAUGUAUAAAUUUCGUAAGAAUUACUCUGGGCGGUCAGCUGCAUAAUGGACAUAAAUAGGUACCCGUAUUACAUACCUAAUAUUAUUAUGAGCACUCGCAGUAGUUUUAAUCGCAGAUAGCUAUAGGCUUUCGAUUGAGCAUCUAGAUUCCAGACGACAUACUCGAAUUUUCUUUCUUAACUAUUUUCACCUGUUCAAGACUGCUAAUGGCAGCUUUGUCUAUAAUCUCUAGCGAUUUCUACUGGUCGCGGCUCCAAUACUCGAACAUUCGAAUUGUUACUCGCAUAGAUGAUUACCACACCGUUAUAUGGGAACAUAAUAGCUUCAGUUAUUAUUUGUCGCUAAUGGACAAUUAGCAAGUCAAUCUGUUUAUUUAUUUGUAUUCGGAGCAUUACAUGAGCUUGCAGAUUACAAUACUAAAACUCGUGCCUAUUUUUACUGUACUAAUUCGAUAGUGACAAUUUUUCCUCCGAAAUUUUUUGUCCGCGGAUCGUGAUAUGUGCUGCAAAUGUUUAAAAAAACAUUGCUAAUAUAAUUUGUUAUAGUUGUUUAUUAAAUUGCAUAAAAUACUUUUCUCAUUUGGCAAAUUAUAGUUGAUGAUAUUAUUGUUGCCUGUUAGUUGGGAUAUGUAUAGACAUGUACUAUCCACAUACAAUAUUGAUAGUACAUAACUAUAUAGAGUACAAAUUAAACAAGUAGGUACCCACACGGACGUUGCCAGGGGGAGUAGGGUAGGCUGUCAGCCAAUAUUUCCUUAUAGAUUAAACACAAGUACAUACUAUUGUAUGUGUUUUCUACUACUAUUGGGCCUGCCUUUAUGAAAUUUACGCUGCCCCCCUCUCUAUCAGAUUAAAAUUUAAGAGUUGCCUGCCCUGUGGGUCCCUAUGUAAAAUAGCUUGGUCCCAAAUAUUUGAUAAUAUUUAUUUAUACUGUAAAAUGAUAGUAAGUUAUUACAGUAAGGAUAUUCAUUAUGAGUCGCACAUUUGCCAUACUUUUUGUAGCUGUGUUGAAACAUCUAACGAUGUGAUUAGCUGUACCUAAUUAGGAAUUUGCUUGUAAGCUUAAUUUUUUAUACUACAUUGAUAUUGUUUUUAAUGAUCGGUCAUAUUACUGACUCAUGUGCUUAUCUCUAUUUACAAUAAUAUAUGAAAUAUUUAUGUUAUUAUUAGGUGUGGUUAGACUAUCACAGUUACUUAUAUCUUAAAAUAGUAUAAUUUUGCUAAACAUUCAAAGUUUAAAUAAUAGCAUUUACCUCUAUUUAAAAAUCAGUUAUUUUACAAAAGUAUUGUCAGUUUCAACUUAUACAUACCCAUUUAACAAACCUGACAUUUAUAUCGUUUUGCAUGAUUUGUUCUAUAAUAAUUAUGUGUUUAUAUUUUGGUAUAUAAUUUAUAAAAAAUCAUAAUAUGCUGCAAAUAUUCAUUUAACAUUAGAUUUCAUUAUUGUAGUUAUAUCCUCAUUAAUAAUAUUUUUGCCAAUCAUUUAAAUAAUAUUGAGUUAAAUAUGAUGUAAGUAUGGUAAAUUCUGCAUAUUUUUUAAAUAAUAUAAUAUGGUAGUUUACAAUGUUUAAGUCUAUAUCAAAAAUAAAAAUAAAAUUGCUUGUAUCUGAGUAUAUUUUGAACGCGCAAUUAAUUGUUCUUCGUAAUAUAGAUAUUUGUAGUUGACUUUUUGUUAUUUAAAUAAAUAUCUUAGUGUUGUAUUCUGUAUGUUAUACAUUUAUAUCAAACUUAAGUUAAUGAUACAAUUUUCUAAAGUAUGUGUCUGUUUCAAAUAUUUUAUAUGUAUAUGACGUCCAACUUUCAUAUAUACAUGUAAGAUCAAUAUCAAUGCGCUAUAGACCUAAAAUGUUUAUAGUAAACGUAGUAUUUCGACGUGAGGCCCCUUUUUAAUAAAGGUAGGUAUAAUAGGACAUUUUGGUAUCUUUAAUAGUUAUCUAGCGUAAUAACAUACAGACAGACGUAAAAUACUCAUUGUUUACCUAUAUACUUUUAUAGCUAAGUCUAAUACGUUCAAGACCCACAAUGUUACAAAAAUCAUCGGUGCAUUGUGACUUCUACGUCUAAGCAGAAAAAUAGGACACAUUGCUGCAACUGCUCUAUGUUUUGAUCAUGUUCAGUGUAAUCAAAGAUGAAACAACCAAAUAUUGCAGUAUAGAAGCAGUAAGGCCCAAUUCGAAUAACGGUUUGACAUUCUGUAGUCGGUAGUUUCAAUUGGCAGUUGCUACUAUAGUAGUAUUAUUGCCUUUAAUUAUAAUAAUAAUUGUUACACUCGCGGCUUGAUGGCAGAUAGUUUUGGCAUUUGAGUGAAAAAAGAAAUGUAUCAAAUUAUAUUGAAAGUUGGACGAGUUUCUUACAUUUGGCGAAUUAUAACAAUGUACAUUCACCAAUCGUCUGUCUUGUCCCAUUCGGGUCGUGCGAUCCCUGAUGACGGAGUUCCAUUCCAAUCGUUGUGAUUUUUUUUCACUAUGUUACAGAAAAAAAUUGGCUUGAUAUUUAAGACAUAUUUCGCUGGGAUGGUAUUAAGGUGACCACGAUAUCUCGUAAUUAUUAUGGCGUCAUUUGACUGGUUAUUUCAUCGUUUGCUAAUCGCAAGUGUUGAUUCUAGUAACGAAAGGUAGGUACGUUCUUUAUAUUGAGUGAUAACUUCUGUAUUAUACAGGUAGUUUGCUGCUGAAAAGAGAUUUUAUUAAAUCAUACUUUGUCAUUCACAAUGAUGAAAUACCUACAUAUAUGUAGGUAACAACAAUUCGUACGUUCAUAAUAUAAAAGAACGCACAUUUGAUUUGUAACUUUUAUGUUACAGAUCACCACGAUAGACCCUUAUAUAAGUAAGUAUAUGAAUAAAUAUUGUAUCAUAAAUUUAUAUGGAACUACGGGUUGUUUUUUCUCAUAAAAUCCAGCCCAAAAUCAGGUAUCUACGUACUCAGCGCCUCGCGCUAAAAUAUGAGUAGGAGGAUCUAUCAUAUUCGCACGCUUAAUAUUAUAGUAACCGAAUUAAAAAAAACAGCUUUUUGACAAAUAGCAAAGAAUGUUUUGCAUUCCAGACUUCGGCCAUUUAUGAUUUCUUAUGUUAUCGUACUUCUUAUUAAUAUUAAAAGUGCGAAAGUUGUAAGUAUGUCUUGAAGUUUGUUAGAAGUAAACUCAGAAAUAGUUGAGCGGAUUUAGAUGAAAUGUGGCACACGGGUAGACUAUGUACUGGAUUAAAUCCGUUCAACUGUUUCAGCGUUAAUUCUAACAAACAUAUAAGCUUUUUCUUAUUGGAUUGAGUUCGACAUACGGUUUACUGUAACUAACUCAUUUUGUAUUGUGUCACUGUAAUACCUUGAUAGGUAAAAUGUGUAACUGCAAUCAUGUUACCCAAAUUCAUAUUAUAUUUUCUGACCAGGCACUAUUGGAGAAUGUACGUUGUACUUAAUAUACUUAUUUUUUUUUUUUACUUUUAAAACCAAAUCCUACUGUUCUGCGAUUCAAUAGGCUGUGCAUUUUUUUGUAUAUUAUUACGAGUGUAUCCAUAUUUUAUUUUAUAAGUUUCUUACGUUAUAAUAUUUUCUUUAUGAAUUGUAAAAAAUCUAAUCAUUACAUAUUUUAUGUUACUUUGUAUUGAAGUUGAAUAAAUGUAUUACCAUGAGA